CUCCCGAGUUGCCAUUUCGGGGGCUGGGCCCCAGGCCAGUUGGGAACAAUGGCCAAUGGAACUGGAGCUGCCAACUGCAACACCAGCUCAGACUGCCCCCACCAAGACCCCCAAAUUGCCUGCCCCCUCCUGCCUGGGAACUGCCCACCACCACCACCCUCACCACUCACGACCCAAUCCCAUCCAAGGAACAUCAAUGCCCCUUUCAUCCCCACUUGGCAGGGUCUAUUGGAAAGGAGGGCCCAAGAGGGAGGAGGUGACCCAGAGUAGAACCGGUCAGGAUCAAGCCCAGCUUUCAGCAGCCCCACAUCUAAAGGAUCUCCCCUAGAUCCCCCAAUUUGGAGCACCCAAGUUUUCCUCCAUUCCUUUCCCCCACUCCCUUCAUAACUAUUUACCCAGAAACUGGCACAGAAGCUGGGUACCCUGGCUCCUCUCCUAGUCCCCUCUCCCCUCUGGAUGUCAUAUUAACACUCUCCCGGACAAGGAAAAGCCUGCUGGAAUUGGGACUGUAGAUAAAGAUGCAUAAGACAGAAGAGAGAUUUCUCCAGCCCGACUGCAACUGGGGGAGAAAGAGAGCCUAGGGGGCCCUGAAGUUCGUUCAUCUGUAUGGUUUCCAGCCAGAGAAAAGGCCAAAGAGAAACCCCUUCUGAAAGAAGAAACAACACAUUUAGAAAAAACUGAAUAAAAUUAUAGCAUUACUUUAAAAGAAAAGUCGGGGGGUGGAAUUCCCUGGUGGUCCAGUGGUUACUCAGUGCCUUCACUGCCGGGGCCAGGUUCAAUUCCUGGUCGGGGAACUAAGUUCCCACAAGCCAUGCGACGCAGCCCAAAACAAACAAACAAAAAAGGAACAUCCUUGACCUGCACAGAAAAUUAUCUAGAGUCUGAGGCUCAACCUCACCCUGACCCACCCAGAUGUGUGACCCUCCAAGGCCCGUGCUCUUUCCACGUGGGGCCCAACUUUGGAAGCCACUUAAGCUCCUAUUACACCUGGUCUGCCAAACCCAGCGGGAUUCUCCAUGUUGGUCACGAACCUGGGCCUGGAGACUAGAAAACAGGACAAUGUUGGACUGAUGUCAACCUGUUUCCAUUAACUCCUUCCCUGAGCUCUCCUCAGCUUUUGUUGAGGGACAGAGCAUAAGGCAAUUUGAUCAAGACCCAGAGGACUGGGUCAAGCGGGGCUGAAACCAUGAGGGAAGCUUGAUCACCUGCAGAGAUCAGGAGGUUGGCAACAUGCUCAAUGCAGCAUGCAAGUUGACCAUGGCGUCAGAAGCAGAAAGAACAUUCCAGCGGUUUGCUGUCUUUGGAGGAUCGUCAAGCAGUGGCACUGAAAUGAACAACAGGAACUUCUCCAAGCUGUGCAAAGACUGUGGCAUCAUGGAUGACAAGAAGGUCACCUCCACUGACGUGGACAUCGUGUUCAGCAAAGUCAAGGCCAAGAAUGCCCGAACCAUCACUUUCCAACAGUUCCAGGAAGCAAUGAAAGAACUGGGCCAGAAGCAGUUCAAGGGGAAAAGCCCGGAUGAAGCCCUGGAGAACAUUUAUAAACUCAUGGAGGGCAAGGAGCCAGCUACCACCGGUGUUACUAAAGCAGUGACGGUGGGAGGGGUGAGCCACCUGACGGACACCAGCAAGUACACGGGCACCCACAAGGAGCGCUUUGACCAGAGCGGCAAGGGCAAAGGCAUCGCGGGACGCGAGGACGUGACUGACAACUCAGGCUACGUGAGUGGCUACAAGGGUGCUGGCACCUAUGAUAAGAAGGGCAGCAACUAGGGAGUAGCGUCAUCUUAGCCUGCCGGCCCUCGACCCUGCAUCUUUAACACCGGGAAGCUUGGGGGACAAUAAACAUCUGUGUGUGCAGCAGCUCAUGGGCUCUGUUUUCCACCAGGGUGAGGGAAGAGGGGCCCCUUGGUGCAGAGACAGAGAGAGGAGCUGAGAAACCCAAGGAUGGGUGUUCUCAGCACCACCCCCUUUACUCUACUUGGCCUCCCCACCAUUAGGUAGCAUCCCCUUCAACAGCAGCUUCUAAGAACACGGCUGAGGAAUAUAUUUGGAGAUAAGAGAGAAGCUAGAUGUGGAGGCAAAAGUAUUUGCUACUUGUGUUCACAUAAUACUGAUAUCCAUCCCCUUCGACCUGCCAAAGGGGAGUAGAAAUUCCUGAUUGGAGCUAGUAGGACCCAGGUAUUAGCAACUAGACCCUUCCCGGUCCCUCCACCUUCCUAAUCUGUUGCAAUCCAUGUUUUGUUUGGGGAGAAAUAGAAACCAGAGAGGGUGGGCCAAAGAUCUACUUAGCCUAACUCCUGUUAUGAGUUUAUUCUAGAGCUGAUGGGGAGGGAGAAUCCAUUUUCAACACCCAGCCUGGAAGUGAGUUUUACCCCACCCCACCUCCAUCAUGGUAGACAUGGAAUGGAAGAUCCUACUGACUGCCAAGGGUAGCCCAGGAAGAUGGCCAGAGGUGGGUGGCCUCCAGGACUCUGAGAGUAGGAGUUCUGGUGCACUGAGGAAAAAGGAAUGAAAUCAGAACUAAUUCAGAUGUGUUUUUUUAUCUUUUUAUUUUGCAGUGAUUCACAGGCAGAUGCAAAAAGUACAGACAGGUCCCAUGUACCCUUCAUCCAGUUUCAUCCAAUGGUUAUAUCUUACAUAAUUCAGAUAUGGUUUUAAAUCCUUCUGUGACUACAGCUGGGCCCACUUCACCCCUGCCUUGUCAGAGGCAGAUUCUGGAGUUUGGGGGAUGUUAGGAGGAGGUUGGGAAAUAAAAGGAUGCAGGAAUCUGGGGGGAAUAGGUCAGAGAAGAUAAUUUGGAAAUCCAGUGAACCAAGCUGAGACGGAUGGAAGGAAAAGAGGUCAGAGAAGAAUAAAGGGUGACUAAAGAGGUUGGGUGUGUAGGGAAGAGACUGCAAUGGGCUCCGUGGUGGAAGGAGGACAGAAAGGACAGGUUACAUGAAAAGGAAAUCAGUGAUUCCAUAGAGAGGAACAGACUGAGAGCUCGGGGGAGGGAGCGUGGCCUGGAGAAAUGAAGCUAAUAUGACUCUAAGACGCUCAGGGAGGUUCCUAUAGCUGGAGAUACCUACCAUGUGGGUGAGGGAGUAGAGGGAAUCAUAAGGGAAAUGGGGAAGACUGAGAAGGGAAGGGUGGCAGGGAAGGGGAUUUGAGACUCGGAACUGGUACCAUGGUGUGAGCUGAGGCUCUGGGCCUCCAGCCACGAUACAGGAUCUGGCCCAGUAGAUGGACUGUCACUGCCAACUGGACACAGUCAGCUUCUUGGGUGGGUGAAACUGUCUGUGAGAGAGGGAGGGUGGUGGCAGGAGUGAUAGGGGGAGAUAAACAAGUUAGAAAGAGCCUAGAAGACAGUACAAAUUUGCAUGGUGACCAAAGCUCUGGACAUAUUUCCUAUCUCCCUGGUCUCUUGGGAGGGGAUCCUGCCUACAUCUGAAGCCAGGAAGGAAGCCUUGUACCAGGGAUCAGAGCUUCAGGAGUGGGGACAGGCUGGUCUGUAGCGGCAGUAGGGGGGGCUAGUUCAGACUUAACAUGUCCCAUCCCUAGUAGAGACCCAUGAUAUCUAUCGGUUCAGCAUCAUACUUUUGGGAGCAGAGCAGAUAGAGCCUUUGGUCGGUUAGGGUGCUGGUGUAGUGGCAGCUGGUGGGUGGCUGCUUGGAGCUCAGGGAGCAGAUUGUGAGGGGGAAGGAGUCCUGGGUGACUGUACAAUAUUCAUUGUAAUUCUCACAGAAGCUCUCGCUGUACUUGCAAAACUUCUUGAUGGCUGUCCACGGGGCAUGUAAGACAUAAUGGAUCUUUGGGCAAUACCAGCUUUGUUGUCUGCCCCAUACAUAGGACAUCAGACCAUUACAGUAGCCCCGGAAACGCUUUGCGUAGUUAACCUUGGGAUAGUCGAUAUGUAAGGUACGGAAGUUCGUGAUAGCGAGCUGUAGCUGGAUGUUUUCGACCAAAGCUGGCUCUAGAACAAGCCGGAGGAACAGGAGCUGGACCACACGGGGUGCCAUUCUUCCUGCUGGCAGAGUUAAGGUGGUUGGAAGCAGAGGUGGGUCUCGAGUGGCUCUCCGCCCCUUCCCAGAGCUUCCAGUGUGCCCCCAGUCUCCCCCAUGUGCCUUCCCCUAUGCCCUCAAAGCCGGACUGUCCUUCAGAGAUCAUCCGGCCCAAGUCUUCGUGCCUCAGAGAGAGGAGACAUUUGCCCAAGGUCACCCAUCUGGUCAGCCACCUCUAGCUUGGUCUACUUUAGGGUCUCAGCCUCACCCAGUCCGGGAGCUGUAACACUUACGAAAUACGAGGUCCAACUGGUCCUUGGGUGAGAGACGCUUCCCGUUUAUCCCUGGCCCAGUUAAUCCUUCUGGUAAAAAUGCAGAAAUUCCAGAAGGGACAGGCUCAGCUACACUUCUCUGACUGAAGUGGAAGGACGGGAGCUGGAGGACAGCAGGGCAGGGGUGGGAUUCUUCCUUCCUGAGGCCAAGGACAGCCCAAAGGUAAGA
This is a messenger RNA of Globicephala melas (long-finned pilot whale), 4484 nucleotides long. It is a transcript of the gene TPPP2, whose product is annotated as tubulin polymerization promoting protein family member 2. Gene Ontology annotation, molecular function: tubulin binding. Gene Ontology annotation, cellular component: microtubule. The record is from RefSeq and is a predicted model, not a curated record. Lineage: Eukaryota; Metazoa; Chordata; Mammalia; Artiodactyla; Delphinidae. Gene Ontology annotation, biological process: positive regulation of protein polymerization; microtubule polymerization; microtubule bundle formation.